This is a messenger RNA of Cajanus cajan (pigeon pea), 854 nucleotides long. Its product is annotated as putative ribosome biogenesis protein RLP24. Gene Ontology annotation, molecular function: structural constituent of ribosome. The record is from RefSeq and is a predicted model, not a curated record. NCBI's taxonomy places the organism in Eukaryota, Viridiplantae, Streptophyta, Magnoliopsida, Fabales, Fabaceae. Gene Ontology annotation, biological process: ribosomal large subunit biogenesis. Gene Ontology annotation, cellular component: nucleolus.
AGGGCUUUUCAGUUUUUGUCUUCCGAAUCCACAGCCACCGCGAGUCGCAAGCCAAAGGUGUGGCGUGGACAGCCAUAGCAGCAAUCAUUGAGGUGCUGCACUAAUCUGAGGUGCAAUGAGAUUGGAGAAAUGCUGGUUUUGCUCGUCGACCGUAUACCCUGGACAUGGAAUCCAGUUUGUUCGUAAUGAUGCAAAGAUUUUUCGGUUUUGUAGAUCCAAAUGCCACAAGAACUUUAAAAUGAAGAGAAAUCCUCGUAAGGUAAAAUGGACCAAGGCAUAUCGACGAGUGCAUGGAAAGGAUAUGACACAGGAUUCGACCUUUGAGUUUGAGAGAAAGCGAAACAGGCCUGAAAGAUAUGACAGGAAUCUUGCGGAGAAUGUCCUCAAGGCCAUUCCUAAGAUUGAUAAGAUCAGAGUCACCAGGGAGGAGAGACACCAUAAGAAUAGGAUGAAAGGCAAAAAGGAGAAGCUGCAGAGGGAGGCAGUGAAGGAGUUGGAGCAGAGCAUCAGUUUGGUCAAAGCUCCUUCCGUGCUUCAACAGGAUCCAUCUCUCACUUUGCCAAAGAUCAAAGUCAAGGUUUCCCAAAAGCAAUCAGAGGAGAAUCAUGCCAUGGAAGAGUGAUUCUAUCGAUGUUGCACUUGAUUUUUACCGUUUUAAUAUUUGUGGUUAGAUUAGUUGCCCGGAAGGCCCAGUUUACCAUUUUUCUUGUGAUCAUUAAUGUGAAUGAUGUGAUUUUCGAACAAAAAUUUUGGGGAACAUUUGGUGUGUUUGUCCCUCAAACGAUGUUUCUCUGUGAUAGUUAACUAUUAUAAAGGAAAUCAGAAAGCUGCUAUAUACAAUCUUUGGGUUGGAA